CAGUAAUCUCUUGGGGAAAGGCUGGCCCGAAAAUUGUAAUUUGUGUUUUCGUAUUUGAUUUGGUCCAAAUUUUUAUAAUUUCAAGAUGGGUUUCGAAACUUGUGGACCAAACGAAGUGAUGGUAUUAAGCGGAUGCUGCCAUGAUAGAUCUGUAUUUAUUCCUGGUGGUCGGGUGUUUGUCUGGCCUAUGAUUCAAAGGUUACAAAGAAUGAGUCUGAAUACUUUGACACUAACAAUUGAAAGUCCUAAUGUGUAUACAAAAGAAGGUGUAGCUAUAUCAGUUACAGGUAUAGCACAGGUACGAAUUCAAGGAUCCAAUGAUGAAAUGUUAAGAGCAGCUUGUGAGUUGUUUCUAGGAAAGACAGAACAUGAGAUUCAGACUAUUGCUAAAGAAACAUUAGAAGGUCAUCAAAGAGCAAUGAUGGGAAACAUGACUGUUGAGGAAAUUUAUAAAGAUCGUAAGAAGUUUUCUAAAGCUGUAUUUGAGGUAGCUUCAUCUGAUUUAAUUAAUAUGGGAAUCACUGUUGUCAGCUAUACUUUGAAAGAUAUAAGGGAUGAGGAGACAGUGUUUAAGGGUUAUCUGCAAGCUUUAGGUCAGGCCCGUACUGCUCAAGUCAAACGUGAUGCAAGAAUUGGGGAAGCUGAAGCAACCAAAGAAUCGGGUAUUAAGGAAGCGGUUGCAGAAGAAAAGCGUAUGGUAGCCAGAUAUGCUAAUGAUAUUGAUAUUGCUAUGGCUGAAAGAGAUUAUAAUCUGAAAAAAGCAGCUUACGAUCAAGAAGUGCAGACAAAGAAAGCUUCAGCAGAAUUGGCCUACGGUUUACAGGCUGCUAAAACAAAACAGAAGAUCCGAGAAGAACAAAUGCAAGUUACUGUUAUUGAGAGAGCUCAGAUGAUUCAGGUUCAGGAUCAAGAAAUCACCAGACGUGAACGAGAAUUAGAAGCUACCAUCCGUAAACCAGCUGAAGCUGAAAAAUACAGAAUGGAAAAAAUUGCUGAAGCUAACAGAGCUAAAAUUGUAAUGGAAGCACAGGCUGAGGCAGAGGCCGUUCAAUUGAAAGGUGAAGCUGAAGCUUUUGCUAUUGAGGCUAAAGCUAAGGCUGAAGCAGAACAGAUGGCUAAAAAGGCUGAUGCCUGGAAAGACUAUCAAGAUGCCGCUAUGGUUGAUAUGGUUCUCGAAACAUUACCAAAGGUUGCUGCUGAAAUCGCUGGACCAUUAACCAACACCAAGAAAAUAACUAUGGUAUCCAGUGGUAAGGGAGAUGUUGGAGCUAUGAAAAUUACUAAUGAAGUUAUGGGUAUCAUGGAGAAACUACCAAGUGUUGUUGAAAAUCUUACUGGCAUUAAUAUUCAAAAGAGUAUGAAAAUAAGUCAAAGAAGAGGUUAAGUUUUCGAUGAAGGGAAUAUUUUUUAUAGCCAUGGAAAAGAUUCCACCAAAAUCAUAAAGAACCAAUAAUCAUAGUUUAUAUGAAAUACAAUAAAGAACAACAUAAUUUUCAACAUUUUUUAACUUUCAAUUUUAUGUCAAUUAAUGUUACCUGGUAUUUUACUGAAUAUGUUUUGUAAUUAUUUUAAUAUAAUGGAACAGUUGUAUAUAAUGUUUUAUAUUUGUCAUACCUCAUUAAUUGUCAUAACUGUUUAAGCACAUAUAGCAGCAAUACUCGAAAUAUUAUAUGGUGUUAUAAAACUGAAUGAAGUGAAACCCUCUUAAAUUAGAAUAGCUGAAAUGUGUUCUUGAAAGUCUUUACAAUUAUGUGAUAACACCUUUUAUUCCUAAUCGUCUUAUGAUUUAACUUUGUUAAUAUAUCUAUUCAUUAUUAUGUUCAUUUAUAGAAUCAUUGAUGUCAAAAUUUCAAUGAAAUUCAGAUCAAAAUUAAAAAUCUUGUAAGAGUUUCAUGUCUGCAUGAUCAGCAUAUUUGGGAUAUUUGUUGAAAAUGAUGCCAAUUAAAGCUUUAGAGUUAAGUGAGUGCAUCACACAUUUGUAAAGUUGUGUAAUUCUUAUAUUUACUGUUAAAAUAUUACUAAUUUGGAUGCUCAAUAUGUUAUGCUCAUCUUACAUUCAAUUUUGAUUCAAUAAACUUUUCACAGAAUGAAUCUGCAUUUUAUAUCAGAGUUUUAUGUAUAAAAAAAAAACUAUUAAAGGAAUAGGCAGCAUAUUCAACAUUUUUAGGACCACAAAGAGAUUUAAACAAAACAUUAAAACCCGAAAAAUAAAUAAGCAAAUAAGCUUGCUUUUUUUGGAAACAAUAUUUAAGUCAUGGAAUGAAAAAGUAAGGGGUCUGUGCAUUGGCAUAUGUAAUGUGUCUAUAAGAAACGUCACUUAGGCAGGGAAUCUGUACAAGCUCAGAAAAUCCAUUGCUUUUCUCAUACUAGAAAUUAAAGAUCAAGAUUUUUAUCUUUUUACAAGUUUCCCUUCAUACCAUUACAGGCCUACUAUAUUUACAAAUCUUAAUUCAAUUUUUUUUGUUAUUUAUUUUUUCCAGUAUUAUGUAUUUUUUUUUAUUUUAGUCAUGUUAGCUUGAUUUAUUUUAAACAUAAUAUAAUCAUUUAAUGUUACAGUACAGUUCAUACCAAUAAAUACUUUAAAAUCAUC
This is a messenger RNA of Lottia gigantea (owl limpet), 2590 nucleotides long. RefSeq lists its product as hypothetical. Gene Ontology annotation, cellular component: plasma membrane. The record is from RefSeq and is a predicted model, not a curated record. Bases 86 to 1384 code for a protein of 432 amino acids. NCBI's taxonomy places the organism in Eukaryota, Metazoa, Mollusca, Gastropoda, Lottiidae. The transcript is spliced from 12 exons. Gene Ontology annotation, biological process: protein localization to plasma membrane; regulation of receptor internalization; protein kinase C signaling.